Messenger RNA from Plasmodium gaboni, 855 nucleotides. Its product is annotated as ring-exported protein 3. Bases 1 to 855 code for a protein of 284 amino acids. NCBI's taxonomy places the organism in Eukaryota, Apicomplexa, Aconoidasida, Haemosporida, Plasmodiidae. The record is from RefSeq and is a predicted model, not a curated record. The transcript is spliced from 2 exons.
AUGGAAACCCGUAAAAAUAAUAAUAUGUUUUCAAAAGUUGGAACAAAAGAAUUUAUAUACAUUCUUUUUGUCAUUUGUUCAUAUUUGAAUACGUUCAACUAUAAAUAUGCCAACUCAUACAAAGGGAAUGAUAUUAGGAAUUUAUCUGAAGCAAUUAUACAAGAACAGAAUUUAAGGAAAGGCCAUGUACAAUCAUUACCUAUAGAAGAAACAACCUCACAGGAAACUACCUCAAAAGCAUCAACUUCACAGGCAACAACCUCAAAAGCAACAACUUCACAAGCAACAACUUCACAAGCAACAACUUCACAAGCAACAACUUCACAAGCAACAACUUCACAAGCAACAACUUCACAAGAAACAACCUCAAAAUCAACAACAUCACAAGAAUCACAUGAACAACUAACUGCAGCAUCAUUAAAUGCAGAUGAAACACAAUCAAAUAAAGUAAGUAAUAAAAUUCAUAACUUACCUGUACCAGCCGCAGACAGUACAGUAUCAAAUGAAUUUAAAACACAACCUCAAAGUGCAUAUGAACGGAAAUUAUUUGAAGAAUGGCAACACCUAAAUAUGUUUGAACAUUCUAAUUGGGUAAAUAUAACAGUACAAAGUUGUCAAGUUUUAGUACAAGGAUUAACAUCAUUAGAUGAUUAUGAUGCUAAAUUUAAAAGUUGGUCUGAUAUGGUAGAACUGCUAGCAGAAUUUCGUAUGACAUUAUAUAACGAAAGUAAUAAUGUUUUCCAAGCAUUAUUAAAUGAAUUUAGAGAAGCAAGAAAAGAAAAACCAAAUGAAAAUUUAACACCAGAAGAAGAAGAACAAUGGGAUUUCAUAAAACAAACAAGAAUAUCAAGAUGA